AUGGCUCAUAGAAUAGAAAUAGGUGAAGUUCUGAAAUCCAACGAUUCGGACGACGUAAAAGUGGCCAAAAUACUGGAAGCUCUCUAUUACUUGCUCAACACCACGGAGCAAAAUACCGUGCAUAAAGCGGGUCUGUACACGCAAGAAGAAGCACGUCAAUCAGAAAACAACAUCUGCGCUCGUGGACCGGCCGAACGAUACAACCUCACACGGGCCGGCAAGAUCAUCGACCUGGUUUCCAAGAUCAACUCGGACAUUUUCCUGCAGCCUAAGCUACUCAUAAAUGGAGUGGAAAUUAGGCAUGUUUUUUAUCAAGGCUCCGACGAAUUCCGAAUUAUGAAGACUGAUCAGGACAUGCAUAAAGUGGAAAUCAUGAGUGCCGCCUUGUACAUAAAGAAAAUCACUAUGUCUCCCAGCCUAUUCCUCGGGCACGAAACCGAAUUGCAGCAGCGCAAGGCUCUCUACACACUGGCCGGAAGUGAAUUGCGUAUUCGUUCGCUACCAGUUGGCAACCUGGAUGCAUGCCCGGAAGAUUUAUUUUCAGAGAAGAUACCGUUUAAGGUGGUGGUUGCAUUCGUGCCCACCCUAGCCAACCAGGGAGCAUUCAAGCGCGACCUGUAUCGAUUUGUGAACUGCGACAUUGAGACGGCGACGCUCACUGUGAACGGGACGCAGCGAGUGGACACGUUCGACUUUAACAAUAACCUGAGCCAUCGAAGCUACUUCACCCUCCUGGAGCAACUGUGCGAGAAGCACGUCUCCUACGAAUACGACCAAUACGUUGGAAACAAGUUCCUACUGGAACACGUGAUCGUGCCAGCACGACCUCAAGGAACCUAUGGCGUAGAAGUCGGCCAUUAUCUCAUUGGUAGAAGAAGAAGAAGAAGAAGAAAAGGGCUUCAACCCACGUUUGCUGAUACUGCUGCCCUCGUGCGUCAAGCUGAUGUAGCUGCUCUAGCCAUAAAGAUCACUGCCGCUCCGGGCCACGAGACAGGGGCGAAAGAAGAGGAGGAAAAGGCUUUUCGAGCUGCGCUGUUCCUCAUUGCGCCGCCGGACCUCAAGAUGAAUUCAUUUCUGGUGGCUGUUGCUGCAGUGCUGGCAGGUGCUUCAGUGGUGGCUGGUACGUCAGCGCCGGUCCAGAAGGAGACGCUAGAUCCGUGCUCAAGCGUGGCUCCGCAGCAGCUGCCCUUCGGGAGUGGGGUAUCUCUACCGGAUACUAGUAACAACUACAGGUUGUCAACCGUGUACGAUCCGAACACCCGCCAGGUCACCGUAACGCUUCAAGGUCUGGGCGUGAACAAGUUCACGAGAUUUGUUAUCCGAGCUCUGAACAAUAAAAGCCCGGGUUUCGUGAAUGGCCAAUUCAGCAACUUUUUGUCGACCGUGAAGUCUGUUUCUUGUGAUGGAAUUCAAAACAGUGCUAUCGCCAACAUGGACGACAGUGAGAAGGAUUCGGUAACGGCAAUCUGGACACCGCCUUUGACCGAACUAGAUGGUCAGAUCAAGUUCAAGGCUACGGUGGUGAAGGCCGGGGCGAGCACUACAGAUGUCGUCGAGUCACCAGUCACGGAGAUGAGCAGGCUCCCAGGUGUCCCAGCCAGACAAGUAGACGCUAAAGCUAGCGCUCUGGGGGAUGCGGGACGAGGAACACCCACUCAAAAACGCGGUCGUGCGGAAGGGGAGACAACCGCUGCUACAACAGCUGCAUCAGGAAAGUCAGGUGGUAUGGUUCUUCGGCCCCUGGGAUCGCUGGGUUUCAUUACUUGCCUCCUGUGGACGGCCUUCCACUUGCCUAUGUAGCUAGCUUGCGGGUGUCUCGAAAUAAAUGCCAGAAAUAAAAUGUGAUAAAAUGUUAAAAGCGU
Ornithodoros turicata is the source of this 1862-nucleotide messenger RNA. RefSeq lists its product as uncharacterized. Gene Ontology annotation, cellular component: membrane. Lineage: Eukaryota; Metazoa; Arthropoda; Arachnida; Ixodida; Argasidae. The record is from RefSeq and is a predicted model, not a curated record. Bases 1 to 1800 code for a protein of 599 amino acids. The transcript is spliced from 9 exons.